Messenger RNA from Phalaenopsis equestris, 1242 nucleotides. RefSeq names its product ubiquinone biosynthesis O-methyltransferase, mitochondrial. The record is from RefSeq and is a predicted model, not a curated record. The transcript has 9 exons. Lineage: Eukaryota; Viridiplantae; Streptophyta; Magnoliopsida; Asparagales; Orchidaceae. Gene Ontology annotation, molecular function: 2-methoxy-6-polyprenyl-1,4-benzoquinol methyltransferase activity. Gene Ontology annotation, biological process: ubiquinone biosynthetic process. The coding region runs from base 128 to 1123 and encodes 331 amino acids.
AUUAAUCUUCGGCUAAAUUCACGGCACCUGUACUACCGCCACUAGGGCAACUAAGAUUUUUUCCGUGUUGUCUUCUCCGAAGCAUAACAACGUUCCAGUCUGCAUCUUCCAACAUCCUUAACAUGACAUGGCCGGCGCAUGGCUACGUGUCUGCCAGGACCUACUUCGAACCGGCGGUCGCCUUCGCCUUCGCGGCGUGUACCCUGGCCGUUUGUCUCGUGGAACCGCGUUCUCCUCGUCUCUCAUCCCGUUAACCCAGCUUAGAUAUCGAUCUGAUUCGACUGCUACGUCUGCCUCAAUUCAGAACCCGAAGGUGGUGACGACGGGGAGGGUCUCCGAAGGCGACGAAGGUGUUGCCAAUUCUCCGCACCAGCGCACCUCUUUAAACGAUGCCGAGAUUGCUAAAUUUUCAGCCAUUGCGGAGACCUGGUGGGACUUUGAAGGGCCGUUCAAACCAUUACACAUGAUGAAUCCUACUCGUCUGUCUUUCAUUCGGUCCGCUCUUUGUCGACAUUUCAGAAAAAAUCCAUUUAGUAUUAGACCUUUUGAAGGAUUAAAAAUUAUAGAUGUUGGAUGUGGAGGUGGCAUUCUCUCUGAGCCACUUGCUAGGAUGGGAGCUUGCGUAACAGGCAUAGAUGCUGUCGAAAAAAAUAUUAAUGUUGCUCAAAUCCAUGCGGGAUGGGAUCCUCUUACAUCAUCAAUUGAAUAUAUUUGCACAACAGCUGAGAAAUUAGUCAGGGCCAACAAGCAAUUUGAUGCUGUGCUUGCCCUUGAGGUAAUUGAGCAUGUCGCUGAUUCCUCUGAUUUUUGUGAGUCACUUUCAGCUUUAAUUGCUCCCGGAGGAGCCACUGUGAUCUCUACGAUCAACCGCUCUGUGAGAGCAUAUGCUACUGCAAUUGUUGCUGCAGAAUACCUCCUUAAUUGGCUUCCAAGAGGAACUCAUCAAUGGUCCAAAUUUCUCACUCCAGAGGAACUUGUGCUGAUUCUACAAAGAGCCUCAAUCUCGGUGGAAGAAAUGGCAGGGUUUGUUUACAAUCCUUUGACUGGAGAGUGGUCUUUGUCAGACGACACCAGCGUCAAUUUCAUUGCAUUUGGAGUUAAGGGAACUUCUCUAACCAUUUAAUUUAACUAAUUGGUCCCUUUGAGAUAAAUGUUUUUUUUUUCUUCUUUUCAUUGUACUCUAUAAUAACUUUUGUAUUUUAUUUGGUUCUUAAAUGCACCAUUGCCAUUUUAUUUCUUCUA